AUGUCGGACACGGGGCUGGCCCCGGGGCCGUUACCGACCCACACCGGAGCCCCGGGGCUGCUGUGUCGCCCCCCUCUGCUGGUGCCGGCGGUCAUUUACACGUCGCUGGCCUUCCCGCCCUCCGCAGCGGCGCUGCCCGUUCCCGGCGCCUGCGGCCCCUGCGCGCGGGGCCGACCGGGAAGGGCACGGACGGCACCUCGGCGCUCGGGGGGACCCGCCGCCGAAAAUCCGCAGCGGGGAGGCCCUCGCGGCCGGAAGAAGCUUUCGGGGGACUCGAGGGGCUCUGGGCCCUCACCCACCAUGGGGGUUUUGUGGCUGGCCAGGCUGGUGCUGGGAUGUACGGCGGUGGCGUGCGUGGGGCACGCCCGGGCGCAGUACGAGGGGGACCUGCAGACGGACAGAUUCGCCGGCUACGAGGAGAGGCCGCCCAGCAGGGUGAGGAGGAGAGGCCAGGACUCGUUACGAGGGCCCAAUGUCUGCGGCUCCAGGUUCCAUUCCUACUGCUGUCCCGGCUGGAAAACGCUGCCCGGAGGGAACCAGUGCAUUGUCCAUUAUCGGACCGGGCCGUGCUUCAGCCAAGUGAACAACCAGAUGUGCCAGGGCCAGCUCAGUGGCAUCGUCUGCACCAAGACCAUGUGCUGUGCCACCAUCGGCCGGGCCUGGGGACACCCCUGUGAGAUGUGUCCUGCCCAGCCCCAUCCCUGCCGCCGGGGCUUCAUCCCGAAUAUCCGCACCGGGGCCUGCCAAGAUGUGGAUGAGUGCCAAGCCAUCCCUGGCCUCUGCCAAGGUGGGAAUUGCAUCAACACCGUGGGUUCCUACGAGUGCAAGUGCCCUGCAGGACACAAGCAGAGCGAGACCAGCCACAGGUGUGAAGACGAGUACCGCAGGCUCUGCAUCGAGGGACUCCCGGUCGUGCCAGGCUUCCCUGGGAACUUUCCAGGAAUCCCUGGAUUCGGGCCCAACGGCGUCGGGCCGGGACUCAACGGGCCCGGCGGCAUCGGACCAAACGGGGCGAACGGACAAGGCGGGAUCCCAGGGCUGCCUGGAAUGGGCCCAGGAAGCUCGAGCAUUGAUGUGGACGAGUGCUCCAGCAGCCCCUGCGUGCACGGCGACUGCGUCAACACCCCGGGCUCCUACCACUGCAAGUGCCACGAGGGCUUCCAGAGCACCCCCACCAAGCAGGCCUGCAUUGACAUCGACGAGUGCAUCAUGAACGGGGUGAUGUGCAGGAACGGCCGCUGCGUCAACACCGACGGCAGCUUCCAGUGCAUCUGCAACGCUGGCUUUGAGAUCACCCCUGAUGGCAAGAACUGUGUUGACCACGACGAGUGUGCCACCACCAACAUGUGCCUCAACGGGAUGUGCAUCAACGAGGACGGAAGCUUCAAGUGCAUCUGCAAGCCCGGAUUCGUUCUGGCUCCCAACGGGCGCUACUGUGUCGACAUCAACGAGUGUGCCCUGAACCCGGACAUCUGCCCCAACGGGAUGUGUGAGAACCUGCGGGGCAGCUACCGCUGCAUCUGCAACCUGGGCUACGAGUCUGACCCCACGGGCAAGAACUGCGUGGACAUCAACGAGUGCACGUCCAACCCGUGUGUGAACGGCGUGUGCCGGAACAACGCCGGCUCCUUCGCCUGCGAGUGCUCCCCGGGCAGCAAACUGGACCCCACUGGCACCAUCUGCGUGGACACUGCCUGUCCCCGGGGAUACGCCCGGAUGAAGGGGGUCACCUGUGAAGACGUGAACGAGUGUGAGGUGUUCCCCGGUGUCUGCCCCAACGGGCGCUGCGUCAACUCCGCCGGCUCCUUCCGCUGCGAGUGCCCCGAGGGGCUGACCCUGGAUGGCACUGCCAGGACAUGUGUGGGCUCCGUGGGCUCGGCCUGGGGCAGCGACUGCGAGGAGUGCCCCAAGCCGGGCACCGGCGAGUUCAAGGCCAUCUGCCCGCGCGGGCCCGGCUUCGCCAACCGCGGGGACGUGCUCUCGGGGAGGCCCUUCUACAAAGAUGUGAACGAGUGCAAGGUCUUCUCCGGCCUCUGCACUCACGGCACGUGCCGGAACACCAUCGGCAGCUUCCGGUGCAUCUGCGGCAACGGCUUCGCUCUGGACGCCGAGGAGAGGAACUGCACGGACAUCGACGAGUGCCGCAUCUCGCCGGACCUGUGCGGCCACGGCACGUGCGUCAACACCCCGGGCAGCUUCGAGUGCGAGUGCUUCGAGGGCUACGAGAGCGGCUUCAUGAUGAUGAAGAACUGCAUGGAUAUCAACGAGUGCGAGCGGGACCCGCUGCUGUGCCGGGGCGGGAUCUGCAUGAACACCGACGGCAGCUUCGAAUGCAUCUGCCCCCCUGGCCACGAGCUGACAGCUGAGGGCAACACCUGCAUAGAUAUCAACGAGUGCUCCCUCAGUGACAACCUGUGUCGCAACGGGCGCUGCGUCAACGUCAUCGGCACCUACCAGUGCUCGUGCGACUCGGGCUUCCAGGCCACGCUGGACAGGCAGGGCUGUGUUGACAUCGACGAGUGCACCAUCACCAACGGGGGCUGUGACACCCACUGCUCCAACUCGGAGGGCAGCUACGAGUGCAGCUGCAGCGAGGGCUACGCGCUCAUGCCAGACAAGAGGUCCUGUGCAGACAUCGAUGAGUGUGAGGAUAAUCCUGACAUCUGUGAUGGGGGGCAGUGCACAAACAUCCCCGGCGAGUACCGGUGCCUCUGCUUCGACGGCUUCAUGGCAUCCCUGGACAUGAAGACCUGCAUUGAUGUGAACGAGUGUGACCUCAACCCCAACAUCUGCCUGCACGGCGAGUGUGAGAACACCAAGGGCUCCUUCAUCUGCCACUGCCAGCUCGGCUACUUCGUCAAGAAGGGAACCACAGGGUGCACAGACCUGGACGAGUGUGCAACCGAAGAGCACAAGUGCAACCUCAACGCCAACUGCGUGAACACGCCCGGCUCCUACCGCUGCGCCUGCCGCGAGGGCUUCAACGGCGACGGCUUCUCCUGCUCAGAUGUGGAUGAGUGUGCAGACAACGUGAACCUGUGUGAGAACGGGCAGUGCCUCAAUGCCCCCGGCGGGUACCGCUGCGAGUGCGAGAUGGGCUUCAACCCCACCGAGGACAGCAAGGCCUGCCAGGACAUCGAUGAGUGCACCUUCCAGAACAUCUGUGUCUUUGGCACCUGCCAGAACCUGCCCGGGAUGUUCCGCUGCGCCUGCGACGAUGGAUAUGAGCUGGACAGGAGUGGAGGCAACUGCACAGACAUCAAUGAAUGUGCAGACCCUGUGAACUGCAUCAACGGGCUCUGCGUCAACACCCCCGGCAGCUACUUGUGCAACUGCCCCCAGGACUUCGAGCUGAACCCCACUGGGGUGGGCUGUGUGGACACCCGUGUCGGGAAUUGCUUCCUGGACACCCAGGACCGAGGAGAUGGGGGGAUCUCCUGCAGUGCAGAGAUCGGAGUCGGGGUCACUCGGGCCUCCUGCUGCUGCUCCCUGGGCCGUGCCUGGGGCAACCCCUGCGAGCUGUGCCCUCCAGCCAACACCACUGAGUACAAGACCCUGUGCCCUGGAGGGGAAGGAUUCCGGCCCAACCCCAUCACUGUCAUCCUGGAGGAUAUCGACGAGUGCUCUGCCCACAUCGGGAUCUGCGGCCCCGGCACCUGCUACAACACCCUGGGCAACUACACCUGCGUGUGCCCCCCCGAGUACAUGCAGGUCAACGGAGGGAACAACUGCAUGGACAUGAGGAAGAGCGUGUGCUACCGCAACUACAACGACACGUGUGAGAACGAGCUCUCCUUCAACAUGACCAAGAAGAUGUGCUGCUGCUCCUACAACAUUGGCAAGGCCUGGAACAAGCCCUGUGAGCCCUGUCCCACCCCUGCCAGCCCCGAGUACCAGAUCCUGUGUGGAAACCAAGCCCCUGGAUUUAUCAUCGACAUCCACACGGGGAAGCCCAUUGACAUCGACGAGUGCAGCAGUGGGGAGAACCUGUGCCAGCGCAACGCCGACUGCAUCAACAUCCCGGGCAGCUACCGCUGCGAGUGCUCCACGGGCUACAAGCUGUCCCCCAGCGGGGCCUGCGUGGGUCGCAACGAGUGCCAGGAGAUCCCCAACGUGUGCAGCCACGGGGACUGCGUGGACACCGACAUUGAUGAGUGUUCAUCCCUGGUGGGGCAGGUGUGUCGGAACGGCCAGUGCAUCAACAGCGUCGGCUCCUUCCAGUGCCUGUGCCAGGAGGGGUACGACCGGACCCCUGACGGGAAGAACUGUGUGGACAUCAACGAGUGUGUGAGCCUGCCUGGCACCUGCUCCCCGGGCACCUGCCAGAACCUGGAGGGCUCCUUCCGCUGCAUCUGCCCCCCGGGCUACGAGGUGCAGAACGACAACUGCAUCGAUAUCAACGAGUGCGAAGAGGAGCCCAACAUCUGCCUUUUUGGGACGUGCACCAAUACCCCUGGCAGCUUCCAGUGCGUCUGUCCCCCGGGCUUCGUGCUGUCUGACAACGGCCGGCGCUGCUUUGACACUCGCCAGAGCUUCUGCUUCACCCGCUUCGACAACGGGAAGUGCUCCGUCCCCAAGGCCUUCAACACCACCAAGGCUCGGUGCUGCUGCAGCAAGAUGCCAGGGGAGGGCUGGGGAGAUCCCUGCGAGCUGUGCCCUCAGGAGGGGAAUGUUGCCUUCCAGGAGCUGUGUCCGUACGGCCACGGAGCCAUCCCAGGCCCCGGUGACACCCGAGAAGAUGUCAAUGAGUGCUCGGAGAACCUGGGGGUCUGCAUCAACGGGGCCUGCAUCAACACCGACGGCUCCUUCCGCUGCGAGUGCCCCUUCGGAUACAACCUGGACUACACRGGGGUCAACUGCGUGGACAUCAACGAGUGCUCCCUGAACCCCCUGCUCUGUGCCUUCCGCUGCAUCAACACCUUCGGCUCCUACGAGUGCACCUGCCCCUCUGGAUACGCCCUGCGAGAGGACAGGAGGAUGUGCAGAGAUCUGGACGAGUGUGCGGAGGGGCUGCACGACUGCGAGUCCCGGGGGAUGCUGUGCAAGAACCUCAUCGGCACCUUCAUGUGCAUCUGCCCGCCAGGGAUGCAGCGCAGGCCCGAUGGGGAGGGCUGCACAGAUGAGAACGAGUGUCGGACCAAGCCUGGGAUCUGCCCCAACGGGCGCUGUGUGAACACAGCGGGGAGUUACCGCUGCGACUGCAACGAGGGCUUUGAAGUCAGUCCCUCUGGCACCGAGUGCAUCGACACCCGCCAAGGGUUCUGCUUCACCGAGGUGCUGCAAACCAUGUGCCAGAUGUCCUCCACCAACCGCAACCUGGUCACCAAAUCCGAGUGCUGCUGCAACAGCGGGCGCAGUUGGGGCCCCCAGUGCGAGCUCUGCCCCCUCCCUGGCACUGCCCAGUACAAGAAGAUGUGUCCCCAUGGCCCAGGAUACUCCACUGAUGGCAGAGACAUCGAUGAGUGCAAGGUCCUGCCCAACCUGUGCAGGAACGGGCAGUGCAUCAACAGCAUCGGCUCCUUCCGCUGCCACUGCCGGCUGGGCUACACCGCCGACAUCACGGGCACGGCCUGCGUGGAUCUGGACGAGUGUAACCAGUCCCCCAAGCCCUGCAACUUCAUCUGCAAGAACACAGAAGGCAGCUACCAGUGCUCCUGCCCCCGAGGGUACAUCCUGCAGGAGGAUGGCAAGAUCUGCAAAGACUUGGACGAGUGUUCCACCAAGCAGCACAACUGCCAGUUCCUCUGUGUCAACAUCAUCGGGGGCUUCAACUGCAAGUGCCCCCCUGGCUUCACUCAGCACCACUCGUCCUGCAUCGACAACAACGAGUGCACGGCUCAGCCCUCACUGUGCGGAGCCAAAGGGCAGUGUCUGAACACCCCGGGCAGCUACAACUGCGAGUGCCAGAAAGGAUUCUCCCUGGACAGCUCUGGGGUCAACUGUGAAGAUGUGGACGAAUGUGACGGGAACCACCGGUGCCAGCACGGCUGCCAGAACGUGCUGGGGGGGUACAGGUGUGGCUGCCCCCAGGGCUACGUCCAGCACUACCAGUGGAACCAGUGUGUGGACGAGAACGAGUGUUCCAGCCCCACCGCCUGCGGCUCUGCCUCCUGCUACAACACCCUGGGCAGCUUCAAGUGCGUGUGUCCCUCGGGCUUUGACUUCGACCAGGCCUUCGGGGGCUGCCAGGACGUGGACGAGUGCUCGGCCGGGGGCAGCCCCUGCAGCUACGGCUGCUCCAACACGGAACGGGGGUACCUGUGCGGGCUGCCCGGCGGCUCACUUCCGGCGGGACAAGGACACUGUAUCUCUGGCUUGGGCUUUGGGAAAGGUCCCUACCUGCCUGCCCCCCAGGAAGAGGAUGAGGACAACCUGCUCUCCCCCGAGACCUGCUACGAGUGCAAGAUCAACGGCUACCCCAAGAGGGGCCGGCAGCGCCGCAGCCUCAACGGCACCGAGAGGCACCAGGACCACGCUGUGAACUUGGCCAGCAUGGACGUGGAGGCCCCGCUGUCCAUGACCCUGAACCUCUCGGACCUGGCGCGCAAGGAGCACAUCCUGGAGCUCCUGCCGGCCGUGGAGCCCCUGGAGAACCGGGUGCGGUACCUCAUCUCCCAGGGCAACGAGGAGGGCUAUUUCCGCAUCCACCAGAAGGAAGGGCUCAGCUUCCUCCACCUGGGCCGCAAGAAAAUCCUGCCCGGCACGUACCUGCUGGAGAUCGUGAGCGUGCCCUUGUACCGCAGGCGGGAACUGCAGAAACUCGAGGCCAAGAACCACCUCGACUACUUGGCGGGGGAGCUGGGCCAGGCACUGAGGAUGAAGCUCCAGCUCCAGCUCUACUAAAAAAAAAAAAGAGAAACCCCCCCCACGGGAUCCAUCCACCCACCCACCCCGACAGUCACGGCCCUUCUCCUCUCGCCAUCCACGCCUCGGGGACAAACGGGCUCCUCCUCUCGCGCCGCCGCCCCCCUCCUGCCAC
Manacus vitellinus (golden-collared manakin) is the source of this 6979-nucleotide messenger RNA. RefSeq names its product fibrillin-2. Gene Ontology annotation, molecular function: calcium ion binding. Lineage: Eukaryota; Metazoa; Chordata; Aves; Passeriformes; Pipridae. The record is from RefSeq and is a predicted model, not a curated record.